Molecule: messenger RNA, 1957 nt
Organism: Amaranthus tricolor (Joseph's coat)
Lineage: Eukaryota; Viridiplantae; Streptophyta; Magnoliopsida; Caryophyllales; Amaranthaceae
Product: TOM1-like protein 1
Exons: 4
Coding region: 248-1369 (373 amino acids)
Biological process (GO): protein transport to vacuole involved in ubiquitin-dependent protein catabolic process via the multivesicular body sorting pathway
Molecular function (GO): phosphatidylinositol binding; ubiquitin binding
Source: RefSeq, a predicted model, not a curated record
GAAACUAGUGCUUCCACUUGACCAAAUCACCACCUUCGUAACUCCCAAGUUCCAAGUACCAAAAAAUAAAAAUAAAAAAAGCUUUCAAGUACCAAAACCGAAAGUUCGCCUGAACAACCUUCCGGACCAAGUCAUCCCUCGUCUUCUAACCCUCGCAACAUUUUCUUCUCCGUCUACCUUUAAUUUUAAGUUUGCUGGGUUUUUAGGUUGAUUUUUGGUAUUUGGUGUUGAGCUUGGGGUUGCAAAGAUGGGUGAUAACUUGAUGGAUAAGGUGACCUCCUUGGGUGAGCGAUUAAGGAUUAGCGGGACUGAGGUUGGUAAGAAAAUGAGCGAGGGUGUGAGCUCCAUGAGUUUCAAAAUGAAGGAGUUUUUCCAAGGGCCGAAUCAGGCAGAUAAGAUUGUUGAGGAGGCGACUGCUGAGACACUCGAGGAGCCGGAUUGGGCUACAUAUUUAGAGAUAUGUGACAUGGUUAAUCAUGAGCGGAUCAAUAUUGUUGAAUUGAUUCGAGGGAUAAAGAAGCGGAUUAUGUUGAGAACGCCAAGAAUUCAGUAUUUGGCUUUGGUGUUGCUUGAAACAAUUGUGAAGAACUGUGAGAAGGCAUUCUCUGAGGUUGCAUCCGAGAGGGUUCUUGAUGAGAUGGUGAAGUUGAUUGAUGAUCCUCAGACUGUUGUUAUGAAUAGGAAUAAGGCGCUUAUGUUGAUUGAAUCCUGGGGGGAAUCCUCAAAUGAGCUUAGAUAUUUGCCUGUUUUUGAAGAAACAUACAAGAGCUUGAGGUCGAGAGAAAUUCUCUUCCCUGGACAUGAUGAUGAGAGCUUGGCAUCAAUUUUUACCCCUCCACGCUCUGUAUCUGAAGCAGAGUUGGAAGCAAGUCUUGCACAGCGUGAUAUUCCUGUACAAAGCUUUUCUGCUGAAGACACUGCAGAAGCAUUAAAUGUGGCACGCAAUAGUAUUGAACUUCUUUCAACUGUUUUAUCAUCUUCACCCCAACAAGAUGUGCAAAAGGAUGACCUGACUACUAUGCUGGUACACCAGUGUCAGCAAUCCCAGUCUACCAUUCAGAGAAUUGUCGAGACUGCUGGUGACAAUGAAGCCCUCCUUUUUGAGGCCUUAAAUGUAAAUGAUGAAUUCCAGAAAGUCUUCAACAAAUAUGAAGAUAUGAAAACGCCGUCUAUAGUUCCAGCAGCACCUGAGCCAGCCAUGAUUCCUGUUGCCGUUGAGCCUGAGGAGUCACCGUGUGCUGGGAAAGAAGAUGCACUUGUAAGAAAAUUACCUGGAUCUCGAAGCACUUUUCAUGGAGGUCAGCAUGAUGACAUGAUGGAUGAUCUUGACGAGAUGAUCUUUGGCAAGAAUUCCGGCACCCCUUCAUAGGUUGGCAUCAAGCCAACUAAACCACAGUCUGCAAAAGACGACCUCAUUUCAUUUUGAGGUUUAUAUAUAUGUUAGGUUAUCUUGUGUUCUAUAUUGGUGGUUGUUGCCUGGACCAUGUUUGAGACUAUAGGAUUACAAUACUUCAAAAAUUAUGAUGUACAGGAUUUACAAUAUUCAUUGAAAAUGGCCGCUCCUCUGUAAAUGGUAGAUUCAGUAAUCUUAUAACCUUUAGGAGCCGUGCUUGGGAUUACAUGAUUAGUGUACUAUUGGUUGCAUUGUCAAAUAGGGUUCUACUUAUGUAUAAACUUAAAUUGCUAAAAUGGAUAGCCAUUUUCGUGGGGUUAGGCUUAUGGAUAUAAUGAAAAGAGAAUUUUAAUGUUGCUUUAUUUUAUAAAAGAAUGGCAGGGUAUUUAAUUAAUGCAUAAUUUAUAAAUUACAGCCUUUAAGUUAGGGGCUUGAAUUAUUGUAUAUUUUUAUUUUAUAUUACAGACAUUAAAGUAUUAGAGUCAACCAUUUAGGUUAAGGUGAAAAUUGGUAGCCUUAUCCCAUAUACUACAUCACUUUUUCCUAAAAACAUAGUGGAAUACG